Nycticebus coucang (slow loris) is the source of this 1202-nucleotide messenger RNA. It is a transcript of the gene C9H6orf136, whose product is annotated as chromosome 9 C6orf136 homolog. The coding region runs from base 62 to 1009 and encodes 315 amino acids. NCBI's taxonomy places the organism in Eukaryota, Metazoa, Chordata, Mammalia, Primates, Lorisidae. The transcript has 6 exons. The record is from RefSeq and is a predicted model, not a curated record.
CACCCCUGUGAGGAGGCCGGAGGCCGGACUCGGGAGGCACUCUCUACGCUCCCGGAAGAUCAUGUACCAGCCCAGCCGGGGGGCGGCCCGGCGUCUCGGCCCCUGCCUGCGUGCCUAUCAGGCUCGACCCCAGGACCAGCUUUCUCCACGGACUCUACCAUUCCCACCCCUUUGGCCCCACUCCACGACACCCACUUCCCCAUCUUCUCCUCUUCUCUGGUCUCCCCCACCUUUAUGCCCUGCCAGCCUUUGUCUUCCCCCAGCUCCCCCUCUCCCUCUCCCUCAGGUCCAGGCCCUCAGCUCACCAUGGGUGGUUCUCCCUCCAGGAAAGGGGGAGGAUGGACCAGGACCUGAGGUGCACAGUGGCUGCCUGGAUGGGCUUAGAAGCCUUUUUGAGGGACCUCCCUGCCCCUAUCCUGGGGCUUUGAUACCUUUCCAAGCCCCUGGAACUGCCCACCCUUCCCCUGCCACCCCAUCAGGAGAUCCUAGUAUGGAGGAACACCUGGCUGUCAUGUAUGAGAGACUGAGACAAGAGCUUCCCAACCUCUUCCUUCACUCCCACGACUACACUCUCUAUUCUUUGGAUGUGGAAUUCAUCAAUGAGAUCUUGAACAUGCGUACCAAAGGCCGAACAUGGUACAUUUUGUCACUGACCCUCUGUCGCUUCCUGGCCUGGAACUAUUUUGCACAACUUCAUUUGGAGAUUCUACAGCUGACUCGCCACCCAGAGAACUGGACCCUGCAAGCCCGCUGGCGGCUUGUAGGGCUGCCUAUCCAUAUGCUCUUUCUGCGUUUCUACAAGCGUGACAAGGAUGAGCUUUACCGGACCUAUGAUGCCUAUUCUACCUUCUACCUGAAUUCCAGUGGCCUCAUUUGUCGCCAUCGCUUAGACAAACUGAUGCCUUCACACUCACCUCCAACACCUGUGAAGAAGCUGCUAGUGGGAGCACUGGUGGCCCUGGGGCUGUCAGAACCAGAACCCAACUUAAACCUGUGUUCCAAGGCCUAAUCUUUGGCCUUGGCAUGGAGGUGGCACUGAAGACUUUGUUACGCACAAGCAAAGGAAGUGGAAGUGGCCAAGAAUCUCAGGAGCCAGCUUCCUCCCUGCCCUCUUCUCUGUCCUUUCUUCCUUUCCAUCUCAUGCUGUGUAAAGCUGCUGUAUAAUUUAACUUGUAAAUAAUAAAGUUUAAGUGACUGUAUGA